Molecule: messenger RNA, 2171 nt
Organism: Rhea pennata
Lineage: Eukaryota; Metazoa; Chordata; Aves; Rheiformes; Rheidae
Gene: HADH
Product: hydroxyacyl-CoA dehydrogenase
Exons: 8
Coding region: 50-1000 (316 amino acids)
Biological process (GO): fatty acid beta-oxidation
Cellular component (GO): mitochondrion
Molecular function (GO): NAD+ binding; (3S)-3-hydroxyacyl-CoA dehydrogenase (NAD+) activity
Source: RefSeq, a predicted model, not a curated record
CUCGCCUCGCGGGGCCGCCGCCGCUCGCCGCCCGCCUCGCGCCUUCGCCAUGGCCUUCGCCACCCGCUGCUUCGUGCGCGCCGCGUCCUCGUCCUCCUCCGCCGCCGCCACGGCGGCCGCCAAGAAGCUCAUCGUCAAGCAUGUGACGGUCAUUGGCGGCGGGCUCAUGGGCGCCGGCAUUGCCCAGGUUGCAGCAGCCAGUGGUCACACUGUGGUGUUAGUAGACCAGACAGAAGAAAUCCUUAAAAAGUCUACACAAGGAAUUGAAGAGAGCUUGAGAAGAGUAACAAAGAAGAAGUUUGCAGAUAAGCCUGAGGCUGGCACCGAGUUCAUUGAGAAGACCUUAAAGAACCUGACAACAAGCACUGAUGCAGUAGCGGUGGUCCACAGCACAGAUUUGGUGAUAGAAGCCAUUGUGGAGAACCAGGAAGUUAAAAAUGAGCUCUUCAAGAGGCUGGAUAAGUUUGCUCCAGAGCAUACAAUAUUUGUAAGCAACACUUCAUCACUGCAAAUUACGCAGUUGGCUAACUCAACCACCAGGCAGGACCGAUUUGGUGGUCUCCAUUUCUUCAAUCCUGUGCCUGUGAUGAAGCUUGUAGAGGUCAUAAAGACACCAAUGACCAGCCAAAAGACUUUUGAAUCACUUAUGGAUUUCAGCAAAGCUGUAGGAAAGAGUCCUGUCAGUUGUAAGGAUACUCCGGGGUUUAUUGUUAACCGUCUCUUGGUGCCAUAUAUGCUUGAAGCUGUUCGACUUUUUGAGAGAGGAGAUGCAUCAAAGGAAGAUAUUGAUGUUGCUAUGAAGCUUGGGGCUGGCUAUCCCAUGGGUCCAUUUGAACUGCUGGACUAUGUUGGAUUGGAUACCAGUAAAUACAUUAUAGAUGGAUGGCAUUCAUUAGAGCCCAACAAUCCUCUUUUUGCUCCCAGCCCACUCCUGAAUAAACUGGUAGAAGAGAAGAAGUUUGGUAAGAAGACUGGAGAAGGAUUUUACAAAUACAAAUGAACUCCAGACCUUGGGAGCUGUUAAACUAUCUGUGUAUGCUAUUCAGCAUUCCCAUACUACAGGUGAAUUCUGUUUGAGCCCUCCCAAGGAUGGCACAAAUUGCAUUUAGAGCAUAACCCACUUCUGAACUGAAUGGUUGCACUAGUUAACAAUUUCUGUGCUGAAAGCUUGAUUUGGUAGAUUAAUUUUUCUUGUAAUUCUGAAAAGCUUUACAUGUACAGGGCCUUCAUGCAAAUGUUGAUUUUUAUCAGGUGCAGGACAGAAUGGCAAGUGGAUUUAUGUAUUUGAACACACUGUUGUAUUAAAAAGGGAGAAAUCCAAACAAUAACUACACUUUCACGAAAAUAAAAUUUUAAACAAUUCUAUACUGAAUGCUAUGACUUCAGUUGAUAUACUUGGUUGUAGUCCACUGGGUGGCAAUCUUUUUGCACACUGGCAGAUGUAGAGGUGGAAAGGCAGUAUGUUGUUUUGUUAGGGUUUUUCUUAAACACAGUGCUAAUCGUAGGUAUAAAUUACAAUGCCUUGAACAAGUUUAUGUUUUUGAGUGUCAUACUGAAAAUAUAUAUCCACUCUGCAGUGGCAGGCUGUCACCUGCACAGAAGGGUCCCAAUACUGCAUUUAAAGGAAAACUCAUAAUUUCUGUUGGGAUUUCCUGGCAUUUUCAAUUGCAGGUCAAGGGCCACCUUUAGAUAGUUGCUGUAGAAACAUGAUGAAUUUAGUACAUGGAUUUGUUUUUAAUAACUAGACUAGGAAGCUUAUGAAAGUUUCCAUAUGCUUUUUAGAGUCCUAUAAAUUGCCUUUAAUUAGUGGCACUUCAUUUUAAGUGUCAUUUUUCACUACAGCACUACUCUACUAUUGUAGUCAAGUACUUCCGGGGAUUGAAACUGGAGUCUGUGCUGUGUAAACAAAUAGGUGUGGCUGACUGUGUGAGGCACCUUCUGUUUGGCAAUUCGAUUUCCUUGGGGCUUAGCAGAGUCUGGAUUUGUUCUUGAUGGCAGUACUGCAAGGCCUGCCUUUUCUCCAGCUAUUAUAGAGCAGAUGGGUGUGAGGUUUGGAGCUCCAGUUUAUUUGAGUAGUAACUUUCUUCUAUUUUAUGUACUUUGGAUCUGUAAACUGAGUGCUUAUAUAUAUUUUUUAAUUAAAGAAAUGAUGAAUAAAUAUUUAACUCUCA